AUGGUCAAAUUCGAUCCCAACCUCCACUUUCGAUCAGUGGAGGAAUUGAAUGGCGCCCUCCUCUUCUCUAGACAGGAAGGAUGUGUCGACUGCGCAAAUGUCAGAUCACCCUCCUGCCCGCGUUGUCCCUCAGGCGAGGUUUGCUCCUUGACCAUCCCGUCAUGUAACCAAUGCGCCAGGGCGAUAUGCAUCGAGGACGAUACCGCGCCCAACGGAGAGUCAAGAAGCAACGAAGGCGGUCCGAACACGGGCGCCAUAGCCGGCGGUGUAGUGGGUGGUGUUGUCGUCAUUGCCGUCCUCUCCUUCCUGGUAUGGAAGUUCUGCGUCAAACCCAAGCGACGACAGCUCGAUCAAGAACCGUACGGUAGCAUGUCGGACGAGGGCACGGGCGUGGAAAAGGACCAUAAUCCUCGGCGUGACCACCGCACUUCUGUUCAUACCGUUCACUCGAUUGCGUCCACGGUCCUCACCCGCGCCUCGAAUAUCAUUCAGAUCGCCUAUAUCCCGGGCGUCACCAACCGAGCUACCCCAACAUCACCCAACGUCCUCGUUCCGCCUGUUCCGCCCAUCCCCAUGCAUGCUGCCAACUCUGCCGCCAACAGCCCUAGCUACGAGGAUCAACACUUCUUCAUGCCCGGCGACCUACGCAAUUCGACGUACUCGGGCUUGUCCCAAGACAGCGAUCGCCAAUCCUACGCCCGCGGCUCGUACGCUCACCGCUCCAGCAUUGCGCCCAGCAUUGCGUCCACCAUCUAUGGCAAGAAUGCCGUCGUGGUGGCUCCGGCACAGACCGGUAUGAGAGCCAAGGCGGCCAUGGUCAGCGUGAAGUCUAUCGGUGGUUCCACCGGCAGCGGCGCAAGCACACCGCCUGUCCCCAGCAUCGACUUUGAGAAGUAUGAGGGAGCAGGGCCACGGGACAGCACAUUCAGCGUGGGCUCUACGUUCCUGAACAAUGCCAGCACCGCAACGGCCACGCCGGCUCGUGCACAGGUCGUUCGACUCGGCAGCGGUAAUCAGGUGAAGCAGGUCAGCGUCGGCACGAGACCCGAGCUGGUAGGAUCUAUGCCCCGUAGUCCAGGGACGACUUCGACGACAACGACCUCGACAAACAUCCGGGACUCUAACUCCACCACCGUCGUUGGCGAGAGUCCGGCUGCUGACCAAGGGCCCUUCUCCGAUCCACCUUCAUCUCCGGGCGCCAACAAGAGCACCACGAGCCUUAGCGCUGUCAUUGAGGAAGCCACGAGACGAGCUGCUUCUGGUCCAGACAGGAGAUCGAAGCGUCACAGCACGCAAGAGCGCGGCGCCAGUCCCUUCGACGACGAGCAUGCGACACGAGACUAG
This is a messenger RNA of Sodiomyces alkalinus F11, 1344 nucleotides long. RefSeq lists its product as hypothetical. The record is from RefSeq and is a predicted model, not a curated record. Lineage: Eukaryota; Fungi; Ascomycota; Sordariomycetes; Glomerellales; Plectosphaerellaceae. The transcript has 2 exons. The coding region runs from base 1 to 1344 and encodes 447 amino acids.